Molecule: messenger RNA, 2733 nt
Organism: Closterium sp. Yama58-4
Lineage: Eukaryota; Viridiplantae; Streptophyta; Zygnematophyceae; Desmidiales; Closteriaceae
Source: the annotation of a GenBank genome assembly
AUGUUCGGUAACGUGUGCGAGGCAUGCGGCUUCGAGCACGUCGACGACAACACGCUCCAGUCGCAUGUGUCUAAGAAUGUCAAGUGCAGGAGGAAGAUACAGCACUCUCGUGCCCAGCGGCUGGUGGAGGCAUAUCGGGAAGCGCUGCGCGCCAGGCGCGGAGCAAGGCCCCGUUCACCCGUGCGUUCUCGACACAGCUAUGAAGGCGACUCUGCGGAGAGGGGCGUAGUGGAACCUGUUGCAGUUACCGAUCAACCCGACCCUCCCAAAGGCCUAGAGGAGGAUAGCGACGAGGAUGAGAGUGUCAUGUCAGUGAUUGACGACGGCUUCAAUACUCUGGUCGAACUGUACAUCUUCUUCCGCGAGGAAGAUCUGUCUAGAAGGGAGGUGAACAGACUUCUUAACAUAUUUCAGAACCCUAAUUUCUCUUUGAGGGACGUGAGGCGGUGGCUGAAUUUCGUGGACGUGAGACGCUUUGGGCGCGACAGGGCGCCAAGUGAUCAUGUCCCAUGGAAGACGAAUGACAUCAAGUGCUACGGCCCGAGAGGAAGGAUGUGUACGCUGCUGCUGCACUACCGAGAUACUGAGCUGACCAUCAACCCAUCGUGGACAUGCGUGUGGCAGCUGGUGAAGAAAUUGCUACGCGCAUUCCAGCACAUUGUGGGAUUUGUGACCAAGCCUCGGGCGGACGAGGAAGACACCGAGGAGGUGCGGCAUUACAGCACUCCCAACACGGGGAAAUGGCUGGAAGAAGCGCAGGCGGUGAUUGGGGAGGAGGACUGCAUUGUGCUGGGUGUGAUUGUGUACAGCGACAGCACGCACGCCUCGAGGAAUGGCAGACUGGCGGCAUGGCCGGUCCUAAUCAGUUUGUUCAACAUCCCGAAAGCGCUCCGCUGGCAGGAGCCGGGCCGCGUAGUGGCUGGGGUGCUGCCGUUCCCGCCAGAGUGGGCGUCGUCGACCGAGAAGACACGCAUUUUCCAGCAGUGCAUGGAGGUGAUCUUCGAGCCCCUACUUCGGGCGCAUAGAGGAGCCAAGUUGCGGUGGUUUUAUGUGACGGACGCGACAGGCAAGGUGGUGAAGGCCUUUCCCUGCCUUUUCGGACAGCUGGGGGACUUCCCAGAGUCGUCGCGGUCUACUGCGACUCUGCAGCAAGGCUCACAUCGGCCGUGUUCUUCGUGCUACAUCAAGGAGACACAUCUGGCAGACCUGUCACAUAAGUCGGUGGUGCGGACGGUGGGGCUGCAGAGACGGGUCGUGGAGGCAAUUCAGUCGGCUGACGACAGCAAGGCGGCGGAGAAAAUCAAGAAGCGAUGGUCCACACACCCUGUGCAUUGCUAUCUGGAAAGGUGGAACUUUGCCGAGACCACGUGGGGUAACGUGUUCCUCGCAUGCGCGGCGGACCUUCUCCACGUCCUGGACGGGGGAAUGCUGACACGCAUGGGCAAGUGCUUUAUGAUUGGGAAGAGCAAGCCGGAGAGGCGUGAGUUUGAGAGGCGCCGCAAGGAACAGAAGAAGGACACGCGCGCAAGUGUGGUGCGCGUCCCGGGGGGGACCACAUGGUUCAGCACAGGGGCGAACUACGCCGCUUUCGAGCACAGGGGGAUGAUGCAGGUGAUGCCCCUGCUUAUUGCAGACAACAUGGAGAAGAGCAAGCCGCCGGCUAAGGCUAAACGGGAACGGAAGGUGGCGGCGUUUGUGGCGUACGCCAGCUUCUACAAGGCGCUGGUGGGCGUGACGAAGCAUACCGAGAAGUCUCUGGACGACGUCCGAGAGAUGGAUGUGCAGUACGUACAUCCCCGUUAUUCAUGUUAUUUUUGUUGCGCAUCGGGCGUGAUGUCCGGCCUAAGCGUGACUCCCAUGCGCACACGCAGGAUGGUGGCCGCCAUUAAGGCCGCAUUCCCUGACCAGACGUUGGACUGGAACAUCCCUAAGGUGCACCAGAUCGUGCACUUGAUUGACGGCAUACCAUUGCGUGGUAUGCCGAAUGAGACAUCCACCAACCUUUGGGAGCACACGCACAAGGGCACGGUGAAGGUGCCAGUCCGAGGCAGCAACUGGCAUGACAUCCCGCGCCGUAUUGUCGAGGAGGAGGUGCAGCGCGAGAUUGCACGGGAGGCCGUGCGAAGCAUGAAGCCGAAACUGACAAAGAAGUCAAGGAGGGCGCACGUGGACGAAGACCUGGAUGCGGUGAUGUGGGCAUAUCGCGAAGCUCAUGGGUCAGACAUGGACGCACUCGCCGGGUGCAUGGUGGCGCAGGCAUCCCCACCACUACCAUCAAGGGCCAGAGCCGUGUGCAGACAUCACACCGCAUCCAAUGUCCUCCAUCUCGGUUGCCCGGCGUACGCAGGUGCACACAUUCGUGGCGAUCCCCCGAACGCGGGGGGGGGGGGGGAGCUUGUGCCCAAGGGCACAUUCGUGAAGGCCAGCCCUUCUGAGCGGUGGUUUUCUGACAUCGCAGUGUUCCGGUCUGACGAAGAGGAGUGGUACGCAAGGUGCCUCUGCAUCUUCCGCGCCAAGGGGGCGGACGGGGAGAUGGGGCGGCACGUGUACAUGAAGUACUAUGAGGAGGAGGGCACGUGCCCGAUGACGACAUGCUUGCAGCUGUCUCCCGGCCGUGUGAGAACAAGAUAUGCGGUGGUGGAAGUCGAGUGCAUCCAGAGGGUGGUGCACGUGUGCAAGUCCUAUGUGAACAAGCGGGUCAUGCUCCUGAACAAGUUCCUGCUGACAGAGUGA